This is a messenger RNA of Olea europaea var. sylvestris, 1354 nucleotides long. RefSeq names its product probable ADP-ribosylation factor GTPase-activating protein AGD15. The transcript is spliced from 9 exons. The coding region runs from base 133 to 855 and encodes 240 amino acids. Gene Ontology annotation, molecular function: GTPase activator activity. The record is from RefSeq and is a predicted model, not a curated record. NCBI's taxonomy places the organism in Eukaryota, Viridiplantae, Streptophyta, Magnoliopsida, Lamiales, Oleaceae.
UUUUUAACUGCAUUCUCCUUUUAAUCCGCUGAUCCAUCCGAAGAGAGACCAACCUCAUAACUUCUCUCUGCAAAAGCUUUCGAUUGCAGCUCUGUAAUUGUGAUUCUUUAUUAAAGAAAGAAAGAAUUGGGCAUGAACGACAAGGCGUCGGUUUCCAAAGAGCUCAAUGCCAAACAUACAAAGAUAUUGGAGGGUCUCUCUAAGCUGCCUGAGAAUAGGGAAUGUGCAGAUUGCCAGAGCAAGGCUCCACGAUGGGCGAGUAUCAACCUCGGAAUAUUUAUUUGCAUGCAAUGCUCAGGAAUUCAUCGUAGUCUUGGAGUACAUAUAUCAAAGGUGAGAUCUACAACUCUAGAUACAUGGCUACCAGAGCAGGUUGCUUUCAUGAAAUCCAUGAGUAACAAGAAGUCCAACAGUUACUGGGAAGCAGAGCUGCCACUGAAUUUUGACAGAAACCCAAUUGAAAAAUUUAUUCAUUCGAAAUACGUGGACAAAAAAUGGGCUUCUAAAGCUACCGUACAACCGAUGCCUGUAGCAGGCCAAAAGGGUUAUAGUCCUGAAAGAUCUGUAGGAGUGUCCAGAAGUGGAAUUCCAAAGAAAGCAAGAAAAUAUUCUCUGGAGGAAGAAGCUUUUAGCAAUAACAUGCCACAUAUUGCUUCUACAACAAGAGCUCGUGGGGGUUCAUUGGAUUUGAUGAAUGACAACAUUUUAGCUCCACCAAAGGCAACCAUUUCCGAACAAAGUACAUCUCGUAAAAGCAUCGAUACUGCAACAGAUCUCUUCAGUCUGCUCUAUGUUUCGGAUGCACAACAGGAUCGCACUGUUGUACCUCCAUCACGCUGGGCUACUUUUGAUUGAGCCGAUGCAUUCAAUAGAGGAAGAGAUGUAUUUGAUUGCUAAGUACUUCUGUGCUGAGAAUUUUCAGUUGGUGAGAGAAAAAUGGGAAGGAUGGUACUCAUGUAAAAGGUUCUUGAUUAAUUAACACAUUUGUGAUCUUACCGGCAUCCACUUACAAAUACCAGUCUUAUCAGUGAAAAGCACAGUUCGAAUAGCAAUUAAUUGAGUUUUUAAAUUAGCUCUUAGUUCUGGAAAUGAGAAUUGGAGAUCUUUUUAAAGUGUAGGAUAUAUAGUAUGUCUGUCUCUCGUUCCUUGUUUCGCUCUGUCACUCAUGUUUGCCUCUAGCUUUUGGUUUGUUAGGUCUUGUUAAUAGUAUGAUAUGGCUUGGACCAUUAAUUCGUUUAAAAGCACAGAAAACCUUGUAUAUAUGUAUAAGCUCUGAGGGAAAAGAGGUAUGACAGGUACAUACUUUAGCUUGUGAUUAUUUAAUAUUUAAAGUAUGUUUGGAAGUGUUUAUAAA